CGCCUCCCCACCCCGGGCCGUUCCCAUUAGCGGGCGGGGCGGGGUGGGGGCUCCCUCGCUUGCUCCUCGCCGCCCUUCUCCCUCCAGGCAUUGGCGAGGCCGCCUGUCAAUCAGCCGCCAACUCCCCCCGCCCGCCCGCCCGCCCGCCCGCGUCUCCCCCAGCGCCGCACGACGGGGCUCCGGAGCGCGAAGGCGGCGGCGGCAGACGGGGCUCUGGAGAGCGCGGAGCGAGCGGGCGCUGCCGAUGGAGGAGGCGAUGCAGGCGGUGGCGGAGGAGGGCCCCAGCGUGGCCAAGAUCUACAAGCAGCAGCGCAGCCCUUACAGCGCCCUCAAGACCUUCCCCAGCAGCCGGAGACCGGCGCUGAGCAAGCGCUACGAGAGACCCACCAUGGUGGAGAUCCCUCAGGUCAGGGCGGGCGUCGGGCAGCAGCAGCAGCAGCAGCAGCACUUCCAGCCGCUGCCCGCCGUCGGCUCGUCGUCGUCGUCCCUCAGCGAGCACCCGCUGCCUUACCAGGCGCACGGCUCCUACCCCGGCGCCAGAGCCUCGCAGGGCCACCCGCCCCGGACGCCGGCUCCGCAGCUGGGACACCAGGCAGCGGCGUCGUCCUCGUCGGCCAGGUACGGCCACGGCCACCAGGGGGCAGCAAGCAGCAGCAGCAGCAGCAACAGCAGCAGCAACGAGGGAAGCGGCAGCCUGGAGCUCAGCGCAGAGAGCCGUAUGAUUCUGGAUGCCUUUGCCCAGCAGUGCAGCCGGGUUCUUAGUCUUUUAAACUGUGGUGGGAAACUUCUGGACAACAGCCGCACUCAGUCUUUGGUUUCCUGUGUUAAGCAGGAGAGCCUGAGCUUUAGUGAAAGACCAGAGCAGUGCCAGAUUGGGAAAAUGGUCCAUAGCCAAGCGUCAGACAACUUGGACCUAGAGCUGCAGUACAUGCACAAGAAGCAGCAAACCUCUGCUUUUCUGAGAGUCUUUACCGAUUCCCUUCAAAACUAUUUGCUUUCUGGAAGCUUUCCAUCUCAGAAUGCUUCCUCCUUGAGUGAUUUUGGCCAUUUGGCCGACGUGGAUCCACUUUCAACCUCUCCAGUGCACACGUUGGGUGGAUGGACAUCCCCAGCAACCUCCGAGUCCCAUGGCCACCCGUCCUCUUCCACGCUUCCAGAGGAGGAGGAGGAGGAGGAGGAAGGCUACUGUCCUCGUUGCCAAGAGCUGGAGCAGGAGGUCAUUUCAUUGCAACAAGAAAACGAGGAACUCCGACGGAAACUGGAGAGCAUUCCAGUGCCCUGCCAGACUGUUUUAGAUUACUUGAAGGCUGUUCUUCAGCAUCACAAUCAGCUUAUGAUUCCUCAGCCCGCAGAGCAGCCAGCAGAGGGGAGCAAACAGUUGCUUAACAACUAUCCCGUCUACAUCACUAGCAAACAGUGGGACGAGGCAGUGAACUCCUCAAAGAAAGAUGGGCGGAGGCUCCUUCGAUACCUCAUCCGAUUUGUCUUCACCACCGAUGAGCUUAAGUACUCGUGCGGCCUUGGGAAAAGGAAAAGGUCAGUGCAGUCAGGAGACACUGGUCCUGAAAGACGCCCUCUGGAUCCAGUAAAAGUAACAUGUCUCAGAGAAUUCAUUAGGAUGCACUGCACGUCCAACCCAGAUUGGUGGAUGCCUUCUGAGGAACAGAUAAACAAGGUGUUCAGUGAUGCCGUGGGACAUGCACGGCAAGGUCGUGCGGUGGGGACGUUCCUCCAUAACGGCAACUCGUAUUACGAAGGGAUUGAGCAACAUAUUUCGCAAGACGACCUCUUCAACAGGGGCAUCCACGAUGGAUCUGGAGACUGAUGGCAAAGGGGCAAACUGUAUUGGGGCAGUGAAAGAGACUGUGUGUUUGAUGUGCUGUUUGACGUGACUUAAGAACCCAAAGCAUGUUCAGAGUCUUGUUUCAUCCAAGGCCUUCCUGUGAAAGCCCAUAGUGUCUAAGCCCAGACUUCUCAAACACAAUUUAAGGACGCAAACCUAUUUCUGAGUGGGUGGGGAGCAGAAUUCUCCUCCACGCAAAAUAAUAAUAACCCCGCCACACACACCUUGAAAGUUGGCACGUCAGGAAACAGGCCAGGCUAGGAAGAGUCUGCCUUACGUUUGCUUUUUUAUGUGAAGGAUUUCAUCUCCUGUAUUUUCCGUAUUCGAGUCUCCACCUGCCAUCUUAACGCACAAAACUCAGAUGCGGUUUUAUAUUCCCACCUCACGUGUGGCAAUGAAAACCAGUCUCACAGCGCUAUAUAUCUUCACAGUGGUCAAAUGCAGUCGCACCCCCCACUGACACACAACUUUACACUUCUGAGUUCAUGUGCAAUUUUAGGGAUUAGGAACAGGUAGUGACAUUUCAUUAAAUCUGGAAGGCAUCUAAAUCAGGGCGAGUUUUGACAGGUUGCAUUUUAUUUUGAAAGUUUUCCUACCUUUUCUGGGGGGGGGGCAGGGGCAGGAAUGUCACCUAAAGAUGCUGGAACUAGUCUAUACUGCUAAUAGAUUAAUAAAUGUUCCAAGAGAUAA
Podarcis muralis (Common wall lizard) is the source of this 2533-nucleotide messenger RNA. It is a transcript of the gene BEND4, whose product is annotated as BEN domain containing 4. Gene Ontology annotation, molecular function: DNA binding. Lineage: Eukaryota; Metazoa; Chordata; Lepidosauria; Squamata; Lacertidae. The record is from RefSeq and is a predicted model, not a curated record.